Messenger RNA from Toxotes jaculatrix (banded archerfish), 2857 nucleotides. RefSeq names its product heparanase (gene hpse). Gene Ontology annotation, molecular function: hydrolase activity, acting on glycosyl bonds. The transcript has 12 exons. The coding region runs from base 345 to 2000 and encodes 551 amino acids. The record is from RefSeq and is a predicted model, not a curated record. Lineage: Eukaryota; Metazoa; Chordata; Actinopteri; Toxotidae. Gene Ontology annotation, cellular component: extracellular matrix; membrane.
CCCAUAAUAUCAAGGAAGCUUUUUCAUAUGUUCGAGAGCCAAAGGACAUAACUAUGAAAAAGCAGCUCAUAAUCAACAGAAAUCCAAACAUCUGAAUCUGUUACAGGAAAGUUUCUCACCAUUAGAGAGAAAGAGAAAAUUGAUGUUUACCAGUAAACUUCUCUGAGACGAGUCCUCCUUUCUUCUCCUUCCCGGUGGAUCCAGAGGAUCCGGUUCCUUCACGGCCACACCGGUGGGUCGUCCCGGAGCUGAUCCGGCUCCGGAGUGAACUGUGUGAGCCCGGGCUGAAGACGCGCCCCCCGCUGUGAACAGGCGCCCGUUCAGGAAGUGAUCAGUCUGCAGACAUGAAGCGCGUCGUGCUGCUGGCUCUCUGGGUCCUCCGGGUCCUCCGGGUCCUGUCUUAUCAGACUCACGGAGUCCACUUCAGAGCAGACUGGGACCUGAACAGAAACCUGUCCGCUUCGCUGGACGCGGACGUGGAUUUAUCCGCAGCGAUUCGCCGGGUGGACCCGCGCUUUCUGUCCGUCACCAUCGAUGCCAGCCUGGCGUCCGAGGAGAAGUUCCUGUACCUGCUGAGCUCUCCGAAGGUGAGGACGCUGGCAAAGGCACUGACUCCAGCGUUCCUGAGGUUUGGAGGGACCAGGCAGGACUUCAUGGUGUUCACUCCACAGAGGUCUCACCGGCCGGACUCAGCUCCCUCUGCAGAUCAGCCCUGUGAUGAACUGGAGUUGCCCCCGUGGCUGGAGGAGAAGCUGAAGGAGGAGUGGGCUCAGCAGCAGGUGGUCCUGAUGAGAGAGGACCUGCAGAGGAAGUACAGACGAGUCAAGUUCACAGAGUUCACGGUAGACCUGCUGCACUCCUUCACCAACUGCUCCGGGAUGGAUCUGAUCUUCGGGCUGAACGCUCUGCUCAGAACAGCUGACAACAGCUGGAACAGCAGCAACGCUCGCUCGCUGCUGCAGUACUGUGAAUCCAGACGGUACCGGAUGUCCUGGGAGCUGGGAAACGAACCAAACAGCUACGAGAAGAAGGCCGGGAUCCGAGUGGACGGGUUUCAGCUCGGGCGGGAUUUCACCCGUCUCAGAGAAAUGAUGUCAGAAUCCGGGUUUUACCGCCAGGCCGGGCUGUACGGGCCCGACGUGGGCCAGCCACGGGACCACAGGACGGACAUGCUGGAGGGGUUCCUGCAGAGUGGAGCUCAGGCCAUCGACGCCUGUACCUGGCACCAUUAUUAUGUGAAUGGCAGAGACACGUCCUUGGAGGACUUUCUAGACCCAGAGGUUCUGGACACUCUGAUGUUGAAGACCAAUGAAGUGCUGGAGAGAGUGAGGCUGGUGUCUCCGGGGAAGGCGGUUUGGCUCGGAGAGACGAGCUCAGCGUACGGAGGAGGAGCUGUAGGACUGUCCGACACGUUCGUGGCAGGAUUCAUGUGGCUGGAUAAGCUCGGACUGGGAGCCAGACUCGGCCUGGAUGUUGUGAUGAGGCAGGUGUUCAUCGGUUCGGGGAGUUAUCACCUGGUCGACAACAACCUGGAUCCCCUACCUGACUAUUGGUUGUCUCUUCUCUACAAGAGACUCGUGGGACCAGAGGUUUUGAAGAUUGAAGCGUUUUCUGAUGUCGGCCGAAGUAAAAGAGUGAGGCUGUAUCUGCACUGCUCUAACACACAGAGUUACAGACGUGGAGCAGUCACGCUGAUUUCUCUGAAUCUGAGUACGAAGCCAGCCUCCGUCUCUGCUCCCGCACUCGUCUCCUCCAGCACAGUGGAGGCUUUUGUCCUGCAGUCUGACCGGCCGGGGGAGGAGGGGCUCUACUCCAGGUCUGUGAAGCUGAACGGAGAAGUGUUGAAGAUGGUGGAUGAUAAAACUCUUCCUGACCUUAAAGGAACUCGUCUGCCUCCAGCGGAGCCUCUGCAGCUUCCUGCCUACUCUCUGGCCUUCUUCGUCUUCACGGACGCUCGCGCCGCAGCCUGCGGUGACCACGGACCGAAUACAGCGACAUGACAGGCGUCAUCAGGCUCAUCACUGGACUAAAAAGAUUUGAACUCAAGUGACGUACUAACAGUGGGAAAAUGGUUUGGUGAAGGAUGCCUUUCAUGUAACGGACACCAGAGUGUCUUAUUUAUAGAAAAUAUUGUACUCUGUGCAACUUUGAAUGAAGUUUUUUUCUAAUUCUGCUCCUCACAGGUGAAGAUAGGUGUGACCUAAGAAGUCAGAGGAUCACCAGAGUUAUCAUAGUUCAUCAUGAGGGGACCAUGAACGUCACAGUCACUGAAAAUAACUGACGCUAAGAUUUUUAUUUCCCUCAGAGAUAAAAACCUUCUCAGUUUCUGUGAGGAGUUCAUGUCAGGAUGAUGUUAUUAAUUCCAGUGAAAGAAAAAUCCAUCAGCCUGAAGGUGACACUAGAAUCAGUGGGAUUCAUGAACAUCAGAGGAGUAAUUUCAGUCUGGAGCAAAAAUCAAAGCUUUAAUGCAUCACAACCAAACUGCAGCAGAAAUAUUUCAGGUGUGAGACGUGUUAUUCUUCCUGCUCCUCGCCGUGUGUGAUUAUGUAACACAGAGAUUUGUAAUCCAGGUUUCCUGCAGCGUCGAUAUUUGACGACUGAAACAUCUGCUUCACCUGCAAUCACACAGAUCAACACAGCCCCAGAAAUUCAUUUCAACAUGUUUCAGACACACAUUCACUUUUUACAAGUGUCAGAAUUUCAACAAGAAAAACUCCAAAGCACCAAACUGAAGUUUCUUUACCUCCUCAGAUGUGAACUUGUCCGCUUGUGUCAUCAGUAACUUCUGUAACCUGCAAAAACAGAAAACAGAAUUAUUUGAUUUUCUUUGACAGUAAAAGAGACGAGUUUAAAAACA